Messenger RNA from Cynoglossus semilaevis (tongue sole), 8521 nucleotides. Its product is annotated as IQ motif and SEC7 domain-containing protein 2-like. Bases 1559 to 7003 code for a protein of 1814 amino acids. Lineage: Eukaryota; Metazoa; Chordata; Actinopteri; Pleuronectiformes; Cynoglossidae. Gene Ontology annotation, molecular function: guanyl-nucleotide exchange factor activity. The transcript is spliced from 18 exons. Gene Ontology annotation, biological process: actin cytoskeleton organization; regulation of ARF protein signal transduction. The record is from RefSeq and is a predicted model, not a curated record.
CGAGUGAGCGAGCGAGGCAGAGAGAGGCAGAGAGAGAGAGAGAGAGAGAGCAGCGAUCAGCAGUGGUGCAGCGGCAGAUCGCUCCCUCACUCGGCCGUCAGACGCAGAGGAAUGAUAAUUAGAAUGAGAUUGACUCGGCAACAAGAAGACCAAGAAAAAGGUGGAGGAAGAGAAAAGGAGCCGGGCCUCCGUCAGCAGUAAGAGGAGGAACAGUGGAGAAUACGCGAGGAGAGGGGGGAGAGAGGAAAAAAAGGAUUGAAAUUCCCCUCUUUUGGUCAAGAAGAACGAAGAAGAGAGGGGAUUCGGGCGCUGCAGUGUAGGGUUAUUUAUGCAUUUUUGGGGGGGACAUGAUGUUGACAGCAGCGGCGGCGGCGGCGGCAGUGGAGGAGUGAGUAGGGAUCAAUAAUCCUCCCUCUCUCCUCCCCCCCACCCCCCUUCAUCCCUCCAUCACCUCUGCAGGAACCGCUGAAACCUGAUCUAGACCAGCCAAUCAAUGGGAUGACAAUUCAAUGUAAUGCCAAACCACUGAUGGUGUCCAGGCAGUAAAUAAAUGCCUGGCAUGAGACUGAUCUUCAGUGUGAGGCUUCAUCUGACCAGACAGCUGCAGGAGGCCCACCUGAGUCCUGCAGUUGAAUCCAUGGAACUGGUCGAGUUCCAGUCUUCCACCACCGUCCGAAGAUGAUCUUUUGUUGACGAUCUCUGCUUUUGAUUCGAUAUCUGAACCCUUUACGAUCGAGAAGUUCUGGAUUGAGUAUUCGUCUUUAUGUUUAGAAAACUCACUGGACUGUUUUAAAUGAGGCCUCGGAAAGAAGCAGGUGACUGGUCGAGUACUCGUCAAUGAUGCUUCAGUGUGGUACUACCGCACCCCUGUACCCAGUGCUUAUGUUCUCCAUCUUUGAUACAGAGGAACCAGUUAAGUCUUCAACAGCUUGGGUUCGCUCCUUUACUUCACCGGAACCAAUAUUUCCAACUUCUACAUGGAGUACAGAGAGUGGAUAGAACCAAGUCACUGACAAACAAACUGUGGAAGGCGGGAAAGACAAUCUCUCUGUCCUUUAGUGUGGUUUUCCGUCGUCAUGGGACAGGGCUGCGGCAGCGACAGCUCCUGAUCCUCACCAGGGAAUGUUUGAUGACUCCGUAAAUGCCUCUGAUUGUUGUCCACAAGGGCAGGGCCCGUCCUGAUCUUUGAAUCAGCUGUUGAAGAGGAAGGAGGUUCUCUCCCCCCCACUCACCUCCGGUGGGGGGGAGGGUGAAGGAGUUUGACUAUCGGUUGUAGCGUUUAGGACAGCAUUUUGUAGACGUUUAUUGAUUUGAGUUUGUAGAUUAGAUCUUUCCAAUCCUGAGUGUAGUUUUCAACAUUUAUUGAGUUAAUCUGCGUAUUGCCAUCCCAGCUGAUUCUUAGGCAGCAUUUCACAUAGGUCAGUUAGCUUCAGUGCUAACUGCUUCCAAAAGUGCUUGGAUUACUAAGCUUUUUUUUUUCACAUUUAUUCUCAGCAAUCUAUAGCCACUUCCAAGUUCCAGUUAGCUCUUCUACUUACUCUUUGGCCAAGAGUCUGUCAUGGAUGCCAAUCAAGGCCCGGGUCAGAGCAGUCCAGAAAGCCCUAACCGGGCUGUGGAGUACCUUCUCGAACUCAACAACAUCAUUGAGAGCCAGCAGAAGCUUUUAGAAACCCAGAGGCGUCGAAUCGAGGAGCUGGAGAUUCAACUGGAUCGUCUGAGCCAAGAGAACAAGGACCUACGUUUGGACCGGCAACCAGUCGUUCCGCCGCCACCCGCUCCUCCUGAGCCACCGCUGCCUCCUCCUCCGCCACCACCUCCGCCCACUCAGACCACAACUUCUAUGUCCACCAAGAACCACCACCACCAUCACCAGAACAGCCAGCACCCAACUCCUCCCCAGCCUCCGUCCUCCAUCCCACUCCACCACAGCCAGCACCACCAUCACCAGCAUCAUCAGCAUCAUUAUCAGCAGCAGCACCACCACCACUCCUCCUCCUCCUCCUCCGCCGCCCACCACUCCUACAACAGUACCAACAGCACCAGUGCCAUCCCUGUCCCCGUUUCGACACCAACUUCUGCUCCCGCUUCUAUUUCAAUUCCGACCCAGAUUCCGGCUCCAACGUCCUCCUCUGCGGCCCCAGCUCCACCUCCCCCUCCUCCAAUACCACCCCGGGAUCAGCCACGGGUCCACAGCCGGUUGUCCCGCGCAUCCUCUACCAGCACCGGCACUAACACCAACUUUGUGGAGAAAGAGAGGGAGAGGCUGGAGCGGAUGCACCGAGGCAGUGCCUCCAACAACCACCACGCCCACACCCUGCAUCAUCACAAAAUUGUGGAGGGUGACUCCCAGUGUCCAGAGUCGCUCACAUAUGCUGACUCCUCCUUUGGCCACUUGCCCCCCUUAUACCUCUACAGCAACAGUCCUCUCUCCAGCCCCUGUGACCCCAGCAGCUCCUCCUCCAUCAGGAGGCCACUUGGUGUCCCACACACACUCAUUCAGGGCAGCUCUCCCAUAUCUCCCCCCAGCCCAGCUAGCCUGGCCUGGGCUCAGCGCAGCCGACACCAGCCAGCCAGCCUGGCGCUCCGUAAGCAAGAGGAGGAGGAGAGCAAACGCUGCAAGGCUCUGUCUGACAGCUAUGAGCUCUCGACGGACCUCCAGGACAAAAAGGUGGAAAUGUUGGAGAGGAAGUAUGGCGGUCCGUUUGUGUCUCGGCGAGCUGCCAGGACCAUCCAGACAGCCUUCAGACAGUACCGCAUGAACAAGAACUUUGAGAGGCUCCGAAGCUCCGCCUCAGAGAGCAGGAUGACCCGACGUAUUAUCCUGUCCAACAUGAGGAUGCAGUACUCCUUUGACGAGCGGCCACCGCAGUGUCAGGGGUCAACAGGUCAGCAGGGUUCAGAGGACCCAGGAGAUGCCGACGAUUCCUUCUCUAAGCAGGUAAAGUCUCUGGCCGACUCCAUAGAUGAUUCCCUGACCUGCCAGUCAGGACGAGAAGACUCCCAGGAUGUGGGAGGAGAAGGAGAGGACGAUGACGAGGACGAUGAGGAUGAGGAGGAGGAAGAAGAAGAGGAGGAAGAUGAGGAGGAUGAGGACGAGGAUUACAGACAGUGCACGUGGCGCAACACCAACGCAUCCCCCCAACACACUGUGGGGCGGCUGGGAGGGGUCGGGAGAGGAGGAGGAGGCAUGGGAGGAAGAGUAGUCGGAGGUGGCGCCAUGCAUGAGGACAGUACUGCCACCUCCUUCAGCGAUAUCACCCUCUACCUGGAUGAGGGCUGUCUCCCUUCAUCCCCACUGUCCCGCCCUCCGUCCUCGCCACUCUCCCGCCCCGCCUCCAGCUCAGACACAGAAUACUGGGGAGGAGGGACAGGAGGAGGAGGCGGAGGAGUGAGAGAGGACAGUAGGGAAACUGAGGGAGGCAGCAGCACAAGCCGCAGGAGCAGCACACCCUGUACAGAGUGCAGAGUGGAGUACAGGGGGAGGGUGGGGACGGGGGGAGGAGGAGGAGGAGGAGGAGGACACCUGCCUGUGCUCACUAUUGAACCACCUAGUGACAGUUCGGUGGACAUGAGUGACAGGUCAGAGAGAGGCUCUAUUGGGCGCCUGGUUUAUGAGCAGGAGCCUUCAGGAGUUGAGCGAGGAACAGAGAGGGAGAGGAGGACAGGGGGAGGAGAAGGUGAGGGGGAAAGUGGAGAGGACGAGCGACAAGGUGGCGGAGGAGGAGGCGGAGGAGGGAGCAGCGAAACUGAGUCUCCACAGGGAACCAUCAAACACAAACCAAACGGCCGUUCAGUCGCUACGGCUCAGGGUCAAACCCGCAGUCCAUCCAACGUCCCCCUGCCUCUGCCCUCGGCUCGAACCCUGCCCUCCCAUCCGCUCCAACCCUCCCAACCUCACCCUCACCCUCACCCUCAUCCUUUUCCUCAUCCUUCGCCUCUACCUCACCUCCCCACCAUCCUCCACCACCACCCGCACCAGUACAGCCAGCCACACCUGAUGCACAUGCACCACAGCCACGUCGGCGGUGGCGUCAGCCCCUCGUACUUGCAGCAGGCGCACCACUACGCCCAACACCACUACCACCACUUGCACCACUUGCACCACCACCCUCCCCACGCUUACCCAGAACCCCCGUCUUCCCCCUUGCCCUCGUCCGUGCCGCCUCUCUCCCCUCUACCGCUGCCACCGCCGCUAACGCCCUCGCCGCUGUCUUCGUCCCCUCUCCAAAACAUGGAUGCAGUGCAGCAGCAGCACCUCCCUCACCUCCACCACCUUGCCCACCACCAUCACCACCAACACCACGUGCUCUGCUCCGACGGAGACAAUGAGAGCGUGAACUCCACCACCACCAACUCCAACGACGAUACCACCGUUAACAACUGCAGCUCCGGCUCCUCGUCACGCGACAGCCUCCGAGAGCCCAUGGCCGGGGCCACUCUGGGGAAGCAGACCUAUCAGAGGGAGAGUCGCCAAAGCUGGGACUCACCCGCCUUCAACAACGAUGUAGUUCAGCGGCGACAGUACCGCAUUGGACUCAACCUGUUUAACAAGAAGCCAGAGAAGGGGAUCCAGUAUCUGAUCGAGAGAGGUUUUGUGUCGGACACUCCUGUGGGCAUUGCCAGGUUUAUUCUGGAAAGGAAAGGACUGAGCCGGCAGAUGAUCGGAGAGUUCCUGGGCAGCCGACAGCAGUUCAACAAGGAUGUUCUGGACUGUGUCCUGGAUGAGAUGGAUUUCUCUGGGAUGGAUCUUGACGCCGCUCUGCGGAAAUUCCAGGCUCAGAUCAAAGUCCAGGGUGAAGCUCAGCGGGUGGAGCGGCUGGUAGAGGCCUUCAGUCAGCGCUACUGUGUUUGUAACCCAGUGCUGAUCCGACAGUUCCAAAACCCAGACACCAUUUUUAUCUUGGCAUUUGCCAUCAUCCUCCUUAACACGGACAUGUACAGCCCCAAUGUGAAGCCGGAGAGGAAGAUGAAGCUGGAGGACUUCAUUAAGAAUCUGCGAGGUGUUGAUAACGGUCAGGACAUCCCCAGAGACUUGCUGGUGUCCAUCUAUGGGAGGAUCCAAAAGUGGGAAUUGAGGACAAACGAUGAUCACGUGUCUCAGGUUCAGGCGGUGGAGAGGAUGGUGGUCGGCAAGAAACCGGUUCUCUCGUUACCUCACCGCAGACUAGUUUGCUGCUGUCAGCUGUUUGAGGUUCCAGAUCCAAACCGAGCUCAGAGGAGCAGUGUCCACCAGAGGGAGGUGUUCCUGUUUAAUGACCUGCUCAUGGUAACUAAGAUCUUCCAGAAGAAAAAAACUUCAGUAACGUACAGUUUCAGACAAUCAUUUCCUCUGGUGGACAUGCAGGUCCACACCUUCCAAAACACAUACUACCCUCAUGGUAUUAGACUGACGUCAUCAAAUCCUGGUGGAGAGAGAAAGGUGCUGAUCGUCUUUACGGCUCCGAGUCAGCAGGACCGAGCCCGCUUCACCUCUGACCUCAGAGAGAGCAUCGCAGAAGUGCAGGAGAUGGAGAAGUACAGAGUGGAGUCUGAGCUGGAAAAGCAGAAAGGUGUGAUGCGUCCCAACCUGCUAACAGGGGGAGGUUCAGGAAGUGGAGCCAGCACGACUGGUGGGCCCAUGAAGAGUGAGAUGCUGAACGGCACUCUGGGUAGGCCCAGCCUGGAUGACACAUAUGCUUCGGUGGAUGGACUGAAGCGCACAGCACUUAGCUCCUCGCUGAGAGACCUGUCGGAGACAGGGAAGCGAGGACGAAGGAACAGCGUGGGAUCCCUGGACAGUACAAUUGAAGGUUCCAUUAUCAGCAGCCCUCGACCACAUCAGCAGCACCCUCCACACACAGGAGGUCUUUCCUACACUCCUGUGAUGGUCCCUUCUUCUCCAGCAGCCUACCGGCCACACCGCCCUACUCAGAGCCCCGGUACAGGGGUGGGGGGUGGGCCGGGGCUCUGUCACAACCAGGGAGGGGUCACAACCUCCCAACACGUGAGCGGGGGAGGGGUUGGGGGCGCAGGAGGGAUGGCGGGCGGCCCGACUGUUGGCGGCAUGAAUCGGCAGGGGAACUUCUUUGGCAGUCGGCGAGGCAAAGUUCCUGGUCCCCUGAUGAUGACAUCACCGACUCCUCAGGGUCCUCCCAGUCCUCUGAUGAUAUCAUCACCCCCCCACUACCCCGCCCCUGCACCUCCCAUCGCCCACCCAUCCUCCCCUUCCCCAUGCCCCUCCCCAUCACCCAACCUCGGUCAGUCAGACUCGGCAGGAGCUGGGGCCGUGGGAGCUCCGUCCAAACUCCAGGCGUUACAUGCCCAGUACUGCCACAACAGCAGUGGAGGAGGAGGAGUCGGUGUAACUGGGCAGCAGCCGGCACCUCAGCCACCACCCUACCACCAUCACCAUCGCUACCACACGCAGAGCGUUUCGCAGCACCCCGUACUCUCGCACAGGUUCUCCGCCCCUCAGCGGCAGGGCCCUAUCGGCUGCGUUCCCUCUCAUACCCAGCAGCAUCGGGGAAUGCAGCACGCCCAGCACGCCCAGCACCCUCGCUACAGCACCGGCUUGGGCUUCACCACUCCUCCUCCGCUGUCCCCGCACUCUCCGCUCACCCCUACUACUCCGCACAGACUCUACCACUCCCACCCUGCGUUGACAACACGGCCAGGGGGAGGCGCCGGCAAACUCCCGCUCUCCAUCUCUCACUCUCAGCCUCACCCACACGCCCACAGUCACAACCACGCCACGCACAUACACUCCCCCCUAAGCCCCUCCCCGUCCGCCUCCACCCACUUCAUCUUCUCCACUCCACCUCCGCAAACGCCGUCGGCACGACUGGUCACGCAGGCAACGCCGCAGUCCUAUAUUCCCCAGUAUCCGCCCCUCUCCUCCAUCCCGCCGCCUCCUCCACAUUCACCCUUGCCUCCCCCUACCACUGCGCCACUCUCCCCACAUCCAGGGGCAGCUGGAGUGGACCCAAAGCGAAAACCAGUGAGCAGGAUCAGCACGGUCGUUUGAGAAUCAGGCAGAGGCCGAGGACCGUAAUGUGUUAUCCAGCUGGGAGCCACCGGGGGGCUUUGUUGAGACGGAACAGAAGAGGAAAAAGAUGUGCCAGAGCAGAGGGAGAACGAGGAGAAGGUAGAGGGGGGCAACUGCAAGGCUUUCAAAAUGGCUGCCUGUUUCGGAGAAGAGCACUGAGAGCAGGAAAGAGGAAAUUACUCAGCCUGUGUUAUUUCCACUUGCAUUUCCCUCACAGGUAGAAAGAAGAUUCAUUUGUUUCCGCGGGGGGAAAGAAAAAAAAUCCUGGAUAAAUCUGCCUCCUAGGAUCAACUGCCAAGAACGAAAAACCGCUGCAUUUUCAUUCACGAUUAUCUGAAGAAAUCGCUCUCAUUUUCCCGCCGCAUUUCUCAGAACAUCUUUGAGAAACUUUACAAUUCAUUGGUGGAAAAAAAAAAGAAUUCAGGGACCAGGGUUGAAAGAACAGUGCCUGAUGGGUUAGCACCCAAUGCUGAUCCUGUUAGCUUGAGGGACCCAGGUGGAGUAAGAACCGGACAAGCAGAAGCAGAAACAAAAACCGUACUAUUCUUACGCCGCCUAUUUCGCAAAUAAGCCACAGUAUCCUCUUUUGGACCUUAUUGUCAAGAUGAAAAAUGGAGUUUCACGGUUGUAUUAGGUGUUCACACAUUGUGUCUUCAUACUGUGUUGUAAACACUCGCUGCUGCUAGAAUCAGUGUGAACCACAGGGACUGGCCCUACAGAAAACAAACAAAAACAAUCUUAAGCAUUCCAUACAGUUUCAAUCAGUUUGUAGAGCAUCAUUCUCACACAUCCAAGUCCAUUCAGGAAAAUCUGUGGUUUCUAAAUUUCCAUUCCAUUAGACCACGGAGAGCAAAUUCAAAAUUAUUUUAAUCAGAACUAAAGGUGAAAAAAAAAAGUCACCAUGCUUGCAUGUGCAUGGUAAAGUGAAAAUGAAUCUGAAGAUAUUUAAGUUCACCACAGGAGGUCGCUACAGUGCUUUUCUUCACCCUGUACAUAUAAGUGGUAUUACCGUCUCAGGCUGAUUUGUAGUGAUACCUAACUGUUGGUUACCAACCUUAUACGUGUGGUGAUGUUGUUACUGCGUGUGUCAGUACCUCAUACAACCACAGAGGGAGUGAUGAGGUGAGACCGAGCGACAGCGGUGCUUCACAUUGACUCAGUGCAGUUUCGUGUCUUCAACAGGUUUUCUUUUUUGCGUGACCUGUGCAAUAUUCACUGAGCGCCGGUGAGGUUUUCGCUUUAAAAAGCACUAUAUGCAGGAGGAUGAGACGAUGGCGGCGGUCGGGUUGUCCUUUAAGUCAGCGAUUAUUUGGCCAAAAACUAAAAGAAAGUGCAUUAGUGACAACUACUGACAACUUUACCUUAUACAUGGACAAUAAUGCAUUUGAAAGACUUUACUAAGCCAUUGAAACACAAGAAGAAGAAAAAAACAACAACAACAACAACAACUACAGAUGUCUUAUUUUUACCCCUUACUUUUUGUGGAUUACAGGGUUU